GUGGGUACGGGGUGGACUACACCACCGGGCAGAUGAUGAGCUUCAGCUCCGUCUUCGCAGUGAUGUUCAACGGCUGCACCGGCAUCAUGGCAGGCUCCAACAUGUCAGGGGACCUGAAGCGCCCGAGCUACUCCAUCCCGCGGGGCACCAUCUCUGCCGUGCUCUUCACCUACCUCGUCUACAACCUGCUGGCUUUCCUCAUGUGUGCCACUUGCAACAGGACCCUCCUGCAGAAAGACUACGGCUUCCUGCGUGACAUCAGUAUCUUCCCACCCCUGGUCACCGUGGGAAUCUACGCUGCUACCCUCUCUGCAGCCAUGAGCAACCUUAUUGGGGCAUCCCGCAUCCUUUAUGCCCUAGCCCGGGAUGAUCUCUUUGGCCGGGCGCUGGCGCUGGCCAAGAAGACGUCUGCAAGCGGGAACCCCGUGAUGGCAGUGCUUCUCUCCUGGCUGGUGGUGCAGCUGGUGCUCUUCUCCGGGAAACUCAAUACCAUCGCGGGGGUCGUGACCACCUUCUUCCUCCUGGUUUAUGCCACUGUCAACCUGGCCUGCCUGGCGCUGGAGUGGGCAUCAGCCCCCAACUUCAGGCCCACCUUCCGGUACUUCACCUGGCACACAUGCCUGCUGGGCAUCGCGGGAUGCUGUGUCAUGAUGUUCCUCAUCAGCCCCGUGUCAGCCUCGGCGAGCCUGGGCUUCCUCCUCCUCCUCCUCCUCGCCCUCCACUACCUCUCACCCAGCAGCACCUGGGGCUACAUCAGCCAGGCCCUCAUCUUCCACCAGGUGCGGAAGUACCUCCUGAUGCUGGACGUGCGGAAGGACCACGUCAAGUUCUGGCGCCCACAGAUGCUGCUGAUGGUGCAGAACCCGCGGGGCAGCGCCCGCCUCAUUGACUUUGUGAAUGACCUCAAGAAGAGUGGCCUCUAUGUCCUGGGCCAUGUUGAGCUGCAGGACUUGGACAUGCUGCCCUCAGACCCGCUGCAGCCCCAGCAGGACUCGUGGCUGAGCCUGGUGGACAAGCUGAAUGUCAAGGCCUUCGUCAGCCUCACCCUCGCACCCUCGGUGCGGCACGGCGUCCGGCAGCUCCUCUUCACCUCUGGCCUCGGCGGGAUGCGCCCCAACACCCUGGUACUGGGCUUCUAC
Pterocles gutturalis (yellow-throated sandgrouse) is the source of this 1139-nucleotide messenger RNA. It is a transcript of the gene SLC12A9, whose product is annotated as solute carrier family 12, member 9. The transcript is spliced from 9 exons. Gene Ontology annotation, cellular component: membrane. NCBI's taxonomy places the organism in Eukaryota, Metazoa, Chordata, Aves, Pterocliformes, Pteroclidae. Gene Ontology annotation, molecular function: potassium:chloride symporter activity. The annotation marks the transcript as partial. The record is from RefSeq and is a predicted model, not a curated record. Gene Ontology annotation, biological process: potassium ion import across plasma membrane; potassium ion homeostasis; chloride ion homeostasis.